Messenger RNA from Pseudomassariella vexata, 645 nucleotides. RefSeq lists its product as uncharacterized. The transcript has a single exon. The record is from RefSeq and is a predicted model, not a curated record. Bases 284 to 529 code for a protein of 81 amino acids. Lineage: Eukaryota; Fungi; Ascomycota; Sordariomycetes; Amphisphaeriales; Pseudomassariaceae.
CUGCUGGGUUACACGCGCUACUUCACUAUCGCCACGGUUCAUCUACCAGACGCACGAAUCGCGUGUAUACUUUAAAUGCACGAAGCCCCCCUUCUUACCAAAUUUCAGGUCUAAACUGUAUUCCAAGACCCGGGGGACGAACGAGGAAAGCCUCCAGCUUUGCGACACCGAUAAUGCGAAGCAUAUACUUACUCUGCAGCUGCAGUAAGCCUGUCAAUGACAAAACGCUCAUGUCGCGUUAUUGUGGUCUUCGUCUUCGGACCCGGGUGAACUGCAGUACCUCAUGCACGACAAUGGUAGCUCACGAGAACGAUCAGGAAUGGAACGGCUAAAAGGAAACCCGCCUGUUAAACCCUGCCUCAAGAUCAUAUUGCUCUUUUGUGCUGUUUUAUCGCAAGUUCUAUCUUUGUUACCAAGACACUUUCUUAAGAUUGCCCCAGAUUCCAUCCUGGUCUUGGUGAUAACAAUGCAACCGAUUACGGUAUUGUCCCUCGUUGUGAAGGUAUUUACAGUUCUCCGAGCUCAUUAGAGUGGUUGCAGCCAUUCAGUGUCCAAUUUCCUAGAAUCGAGAAUCGAAUUUCGGUAUAAAGGGGGCGGGCGCUGCGCAUGACACUACCUGCCUACUGGAGCCGCCGCACUUUCUGU